UGUGUGCGUGUGUAUGCAUGUGUGGACUGGAGUGGAGUGUUUGCGCCACAGCCUCUGGCCGGCCCCUACAGAGUCCAUGUAAAGUCCCAGUGCAGAGACCUAGCUCUGACAGUCGACUUCACAGACGAUAGGACACAUACACACACGCACACACACACACACGCGCGGCUCUUCUCUCAUGCACACACACACCCACACACACACAGAAAGAGAGAGACUCACACACACUCAGAACUACAUGGCUCAGAGAGUCACGCAAAACCACAACCUGUUCCCAGAGGGACCGCCGGGCAGGCCCAGGGACGUGAUGGUCAAGUCAGCCUCAGCGUAUGCGGACAUCCAAUGGCAGUCCCCUGUGCGUCAGCUGUCUCCGCGGGACCCUUACGGGUACGGGCACCCGCACCCGCACGGAGACCUGCCCCCGGUGGCCAGCUACGCGCCCGAGCCGGAUUACAUGGAGCCGGACGAUGAUCUCAUCAAGCCCAAAAAGCUUGUUAAUCCCGUGAAAGCCUCUAAAAGCCACCAGGAGCUCCACCGGGAGUUGCUCAUGAACCAGAAACGGGGUGUGGAGCCCAAGCCCGAGCUGCAGCGUGUCCUGGAGCAGCGGAAGAGGGAGCAGAUGAUCAAGCAGCGCAAGCAGGAGGACGAGGCCCGCAGGAAGAUCUCACCGCUGGAGCAGGAGCUCCUCAAGAGGAGGCGCGAGCUGGAGGAGAUGGAGCAGGAGCAGGAGAAAGAGCAGGAGGGCGGCGGGAGCAAAAACGCGCCAGAGUUCAUCAAGGUGAAGGAGAACCUCAGGAGAACGUCGUUUGGAAACACGGGCGAGAAGGAGGUGUAAAUACACGGAGAGAGAGAGAGGAGAGGAGAGGAGCGGAGCGGAGCGGAGCAACCAUAACUCCCUAGAUACAGGAAUACAGUGCAGGAGAACACAUCUACUGACGCAGGGGCGUAGCAGCAAAUUUUGGGCCCCAUGUACAAUCAGCUCAAAUGGACCCCCCCCCAUCCCCAUCCCCACCUCCCAAGCUAUAUAGCUACAUAAAUCCCAGAGGAGCAUCUUGUCACCAGGCUAGGCAGGCAGCCGCUUGGGGCCCCCAAGCCUAUAGAUGGUGAAUAACAGCUAAGACUUUAAACUACAGUAGUGGCGAUUUGUUGUGAAUGAUCAUUCUUUUGAAUUUUCGUUUGGGGCCCCAACUCACCCUAGAAUCGCCUCUGAUGAAUCCAACACUGUGUGGGCCCCCCUGUAUACAUAGGGCCCUGGUUACUGGGUCACACUUUACCCCCCUGUACGACGCCCCUGGAUUGACGGACAUGUGUAUGUGUGUGUGCAUUCUGUUUUUACGGGGAUGGUGUGAAUGGACACAAGUGCACAUACGUGUAAUACGUGUGUGUAUGGUGUGGUGCGGUGCGGUGUGGUGUGAUGGUCACAGGGCAGAGCAGAGGAGAGAUGCUGAGUACCGCCACUAACGACCUGCUGUCCUAACGUGGUUGGCCAUGACUUUCAGUGCCUUGACCAUCUCUCUCUCUCUCUCUCUCUCUCUCUCUCUCUCUCUCUCUCUCUCUCUCUCUCUCUCUCUCUCUCUCUCUCUCUCUCUCUCUCUCUCUGUCUCUGUCUCUGUCUCUGUCACACACACACACACACACACACACACACACACACACACACACACACACACACACACACACACACACACACACACACACACACACACACACACACACACAGCACACGCAUGCACAAAGCUGUAUAUGCUGGGAUGGGUGAGGCCAAAGCGCUUGGUCUGAGGAAGUGAGGAAGUGAGCUUUGAAAUAAAACAAUGUGCACAUGGUACCUGCUCCAAAAGCAUGCUGGACCUUCCAACAUCAACAAGACAUCAAAAUGUCUUCUUCAAACCUCCAGCGUAAACACUUAAAGGAGUAUGCCACUAUUUUGGGGAUUAAUACAGUUAAAAUCGUUGGCUG
This is a messenger RNA of Engraulis encrasicolus (European anchovy), 1956 nucleotides long. Its product is annotated as protein FAM107B. The record is from RefSeq and is a predicted model, not a curated record. Gene Ontology annotation, biological process: actin filament polymerization; regulation of actin cytoskeleton organization; actin filament bundle assembly. Gene Ontology annotation, cellular component: neuron projection; synapse; stress fiber. The transcript has 4 exons. The coding region runs from base 179 to 835 and encodes 218 amino acids. NCBI's taxonomy places the organism in Eukaryota, Metazoa, Chordata, Actinopteri, Clupeiformes, Engraulidae.